Molecule: messenger RNA, 1842 nt
Organism: Rhagoletis zephyria (snowberry fruit fly)
Lineage: Eukaryota; Metazoa; Arthropoda; Insecta; Diptera; Tephritidae
Source: RefSeq, a predicted model, not a curated record
AUGUCGGGUUUGUCAAAAAUACGUGACGUUGAGAGAGAAUCAGAGUAUGGCUACGUCUACGCCGUCUCUGGUCCUGUCGUCACGGCAGAGAAAAUGUCCGGUGCCGCCAUGUACGAGUUGGUUCGCGUCGGCCACGAAGAACUGGUCGGUGAGAUCAUUCGUCUGGAGGGAGACAUGGCCACCAUUCAGGUCUACGAGGAAACAUCCGGUGUCACCGUGGGCGACCCUGUCUUGCGAACGGGCAAGCCCCUCUCCGUUGAACUGGGCCCCGGCAUCAUGGGCAGCAUUUUCGACGGCAUCCAGCGACCACUGCAGGACAUCCACACCAUGACGCAGAGUAUUUACAUUCCCAAGGGCAUCAACACGAAUGCCCUCAACCGAGCGCUCAAGUGGGACUUUGUGCCGCAGAACGUCCGUGUGGGCAGCAACAUCACCGGCGGCGACAUUUUCGGCUUUGUCCACGAGAACACCCUCAUCAAGCACAAGAUCCUUCUACCGCCGAAGGCUCGCGGCACAGUGCGGUACAUUGCCGAGGCGGGCAGCUAUGACCUGGCCGACACCAUUCUGGAGACGGACUUUGACGGCGAGGUGACCAAGUACACGAUGUUGCAGGUGUGGCCCGUCCGACAGAUGCGACCGACGGCGGAGAAGCUAGCGGCGAACCACCCACUGUUGACCGGUCAGCGAGUGCUCGACUCGCUGUUUCCCUGUGUGCAGGGCGGCACGACGGCCAUUCCCGGCGCCUUUGGCUGCGGCAAGACGGUCAUCUCGCAGGCGCUCUCCAAGUACUCCAACAGUGACGUCAUCGUCUACGUCGGCUGCGGCGAGCGCGGCAAUGAGAUGGCGGAGGUGCUGCGCGACUUUCCCGAGCUCACCGUGGAGGUGGACGGCAAGACGGAGUCGAUCAUGAAGCGCACCACCCUGGUGGCCAACACCUCCAACAUGCCGGUGGCCGCUCGAGAGGCCUCCAUCUACACGGGCAUCACACUGGCGGAGUACUUCCGCGACAUGGGCUACAACGUCUCCAUGAUGGCCGACUCCACCUCCCGAUGGGCAGAGGCGCUCAGAGAAAUCUCCGGCCGACUGGCGGAGAUGCCCGCCGACUCGGGCUACCCGGCCUACCUCAGCGCCCGACUCGCCUCCUUCUACGAGCGAGCCGGUCGAGUGAAGUGCAUCGGCAACCCUGGCCGCGAGGGCUCCGUCUCCAUUGUGGGCGCCGUGUCGCCGCCCGGUGGUGACUUCUCCGACCCCGUCACCUCCGCCACCCUGGGCAUCGUCCAGGUCUUCUGGGGCUUGGACAAGAAGCUCGCCCAGCGAAAGCACUUUCCCUCCGUCAACUGGCUCAUCUCCUACUCGAAGUACAUGCGCGCACUCGAUGACUUUUAUGAACGCCACUACCCCGAUUUUGUUCCCCUGCGAACCAAAUGCCAAAGAAUCUUGCAAGAGGAGGAGGAUCUCUCGGAAAUUGUCCAGCUUGUCGGAAAGGCAUCGCUUGCAGAGACGGAUAAAAUUACUCUCGAAGUUGCCAAGCUGAUUAAGGAAGAUUUCCUCCAGCAGAACAGCUACACGCCGUACGACAGAUUUUGCCCGUUCUACAAAUCAUGCGGCAUGCUUAAGAAUAUGAUCGGCUUUUAUGAUUUGGCCAAGACGGCUGUUGACUCAGCCAAGGGCGAUAAUCGCAUUACCUAUGCGAUGAUCAAGGAGGCCAUGGGCGACAUUAUGUACCAGCUUAGCAGCAUGAAAUUCAAGGAUCCGGUUAAGGAAGGCGAGGUAAAGAUUCGCAAGGAUUACGAUGAAUUAUAUGAAAACAUGCAACAAGCAUUUAGAAAUUUGGAAGACUAG